CCUGAAACUCAAGCGGCAAGCCCAACCAUUUUGAUUUUAUGCAACAGAACCCCACCUCAUAUAAACUCUGUUUCUCCAUUUUUGCCCCUUCAACCAAUCAAUCAACCAAAUCAAAUAUGAGCUGGUGGUGGGCUGGUGCUAUUGGCGCUGCCAAGAAGAAGUUCGAGGAAGAUGACGCUCCGCGCAGCUUUCAAAGCGUCGCGCUGGUCGUGGGUGUUACCGGCAUCGUCGGCAACAGCCUCGCCGAAAUUCUGCCGCUCUCCGACACUCCCGGCGGCCCGUGGAAAGUCUACGGCGUCGCACGUCGUCCGAGACCCACUUGGAACGCCGAUCACCCGAUCGAAUAUAUCCAGUGCGACGUGUCUGACAUGGAGGAGACCCGGGCUAAACUCUCCCCUAUCACUGAUAUAACCCAUAUCUUCUACGUCGCGUGGAGUAAUCGAUCGACGGAGCGGGAGAACUGCGAGGUCAACGGCGCCAUGCUCCGAAACGUCCUGCAAGUCGUGAUCCCCAACUCGCCCAACCUCUCGCACAUCUGCCUCCAGACCGGAGCCAAGCACUAUGUUGGCCCUUUUGAGACCUUAGGCAAGAUCCAGUUCCACGAUCCGCCCUUCACGGAGGACAUGCCCAGAUUGGACACACCGAAUUUCUACUACACCCAAGAAGAUAUUCUGUUCGAGGAGGUUGAGAAAAAGGAAAACUUGACAUGGUCAAUCCACCGCCCGCUAGUAAUCUUCGGCUUCUCUCCUUACUGUAUGAUGAACAUGGUCGGCAUUCUCUGCGUGUACGCCGCCAUUUGCAAGCACGAAGGAUCCCCACUAAUUUUCCCCGGCAGCAAAGCCUCGUGGGAUUCCUACUCCACCGUAUCCGACGCAGACCUCAUCGCCGAGCAGCAGAUAUGGGCGGCGGUGGAUCCGUACGCGAAGAACGAGGCUUUCAACUGUAGCAACGGCGACGUUUUCAAGUGGAAGCAUUUCUGGAAGGUGCUGGCAGAGCAGUUUGGGAUCGAGGAGUACGGAUUCAACGAAGGAAAGAGCUUUAAGCUCGAGGAAGCGAUGAAGGACAAGGGUUCUGUAUGGGAUGAGAUUGUGAGGGAGAAUCAAUUGUAUCCCAGUAAGUAUGAAGAAGUUGCAGUUUGGUGGUUCGUGGAUGUCAUUUUUGGUAUGGAAGGUGUGUUGGGUUGUAUGAACAAGAGCAAGGAACAUGGAUUUUUGGGGUUUAGGAAUUCCAAGAAUUCAUUCAUUUCUUGGAUUGAUAAGAUGAAAGGUUACAAGAUUGUGCCUUAGCGUUGCUCUUCAACUGUUUGUUCUUGGUGUUAAUGUUGAUUUGUUGUUGGCUUCUGGAAUAAAAAUUUGGAGAUGAACAGAGAGGUUUCCAUGAUUUGAGAAGCUCAGUGAGUACCCAUCUCAAGGAAGAACAGGAAGAAGACGAUGAAGAAGUUUGCUGUAAGCUUAUUUGGCCAUGUUUGUAGAAAACUGGGUUGUCUGUUUUUGGAGUUUGAUUAUGUUAAAUUAAAUAAACAUGUGAUACAAAUAAAAAUAGAAGUAGAUGCUUUAAGAACCACAGAAAGAAACUGUGUUAUUGUCAAUUUGAGUUAUGCCCAGAAAUCAGAAUGUUGUGCUUUCUGGGAAAAUGCCCCAAUUAUCAUCCUCAUUGUAUGCUAAAUAUAUUUUAAAUAAAAUUAUAAUAAACCGAUUUAGUAGAAAA
This is a messenger RNA of Carica papaya (papaya), 1707 nucleotides long. RefSeq names its product NAD(P)-binding Rossmann-fold superfamily protein (gene VEP1). The record is from RefSeq and is a predicted model, not a curated record. Lineage: Eukaryota; Viridiplantae; Streptophyta; Magnoliopsida; Brassicales; Caricaceae.